Molecule: messenger RNA, 6855 nt
Organism: Labeo rohita (rohu)
Lineage: Eukaryota; Metazoa; Chordata; Actinopteri; Cypriniformes; Cyprinidae
Gene: dag1
Product: dystroglycan 1
Exons: 3
Coding region: 703-3315 (870 amino acids)
Biological process (GO): nerve development; axon guidance; morphogenesis of an epithelium
Cellular component (GO): basement membrane; sarcolemma; dystroglycan complex
Molecular function (GO): calcium ion binding; laminin binding
Source: RefSeq, a predicted model, not a curated record
AGCUCAGUCAGUGAGUUACACAGCAAGUGCAGAGCAGCUCACACUGCGAUAAAACACGCCGGACAGACUCCGUUUCCUCAACAACCAGCUUCACCGAGGAGCGAGGCUGGAGAAACCCUCGACAUGUGACCGCUGCUGACUGUCGACAUGUAGUUUCAUUUUAUCUUUCUUUUUUAAUUUGAUUUUCUUCGUCAUAAAGACUCAAAACAGGACUUGCAAUCAAGCGCCGCGCAGUCGUCCUGUGGAUUUGCCAGGAAUAUUUCAUCCUCAUUUUCCGAAUCUUUCUUGUUCCUGCUAAGGACGACGAGCGACUGAAUAAACGAGCGACUGAAAACAUCGCACUGACCCCCAGCAAUAACCAGCAACGACCGACGGCAAGACCUUUGGUUUUAACAUCAGUGUUUUUUCGAUUUUAGUUUUUUUGCCAUUGGAGAAGCGUUGAAAGGAAUUUAAUCACUUUCGGAAUCGAGUCGGUUCAUCUUCACCAGUGUGAUACGGUCUUAGAGGCAGCCCUUAACUAUGGGAUUUCAGAACUACUGAGGGCACUUUCACAAAAGGAGGGAAAAGGGGCCGGCAUCGAGAACAAAAGGGGAGGAUUGAGCUUUUGAAAAGAGGAUCAGUUCUUUCGGACUCAGCGGGGUGCAUGCUGCCCCCUCAACUGGACGUCCUCUUUUGUGCGAGCGAGAGAAAAUAAAAGCAGGCAUGCGCAAUAAACUGAGAGAGUUCCGGGAUGGGGGACGCCCCAUGCUGGGGCACAGGGACAGGACUCUUCUGGUGCUGCUGAUCGCAAUGGUGCUGACAGUAACGGAAGUGCGGGCUUCCUGGGAUCAGAACCCGAUGGAAGUUCUAGGCGACGUAAGGCAGCUGGAGGCGUCUAUGCAUUCGGCGGUGCUGUCGGACAUACGCGAGGCGGAAGCGGCGGUUGCAGCCGUGUCGCAGCCUAGCGGCUUUCCAGACUCCUCGGCGGUGGUGGGGAGGGUGUUCCAAAUGCGGGUGCCCAUCAAAGCAAAGAACUCCAGGAGCACACUAAAGAUCACAGAAGCAAGCAAGGAUGUGCUCCCAGCGUGGUUGCAUUGGGAUGCAGAGAGUGGCACACUUCAAGGCCUUCCUCUAGAGACAGACAAGGGCGUUCACUACAUAUCUGUUUCGGUUUCCAAUGAGAGCCAAGUCUCCCAAAGCCCAGAUGUGUUCUCCAUUGAGGUGCACCCAGAGGAGCAUGCUGAUACGGACCCUUUUCAGCUAGCGAUUCAACAGUCAACCAGCAAUGACGCCCAACCUUUCAUCUGUGGCAAUGAGGAGCCUGUUACUGUGCUUACCGUCAUUCUGGAUGCUGACCUUACAAAGAUGAGCUCGAAGCAGAGGGUGGAACUACUCGGCAACAUGAAAAAGUUUUCCGGCAUGGGCCUUCAGCACAUGAAGAUUUUGCCUGUGGUCAACAAUCGUUUGUUUGACAUGUCCGCUUUCAUGGCAGGACCAGGAAAUGCCAAGAAGGUGGUUGAAAACGGAGCCCUUUUGUCCUGGAAACUUGGCUGCAGUCUGGAUCAAAGCAGCAUUCCUGAUAUCAGCAGUGUUCAGGUUCCAGCAAAAGAGGGAACCAUGUCCGCACAGUUGGGAUAUCCAGUCGUCGGAUGGCAUAUCGCUAACAAAAAGCCCCAUGUGCCCAAAAGGGUGCGAAGGCAGCUCAACAACACCCCCACUCCCAUUCCCUCAUUACUGCCCCCAACAACUUACCCUGAGCCCCCCAUCCGUAUUGUUCCCACACCGACUUCUCCUUCUAUCGCUCCUACCUCAGACACUUCUGCCCCACCUGUUCGCGGUCCGGUGCCACUUCCUGUGAAACCUACCAUCAGAAACAGUUAUCCCACUGCCUACACUCCAACCCUAGGCCCCCCUCAACCAACACGAGUAAUGGAAUCCACCAGCACUAUCGCCAUCCAGCCCACCGUGACAAGGCCUGUGUAUGUUGGACCCUCCGUGACCCCAGCAACACCAACCACCAGGAAACCAACAAAGAAACCUGGAAAGAAACCCAAGACAACUCCGAUAUCAAAAGAACCCAAGACCACCACAACAAAGCCACCGAGGCGCACAACACCCCCUGUUAUUCCAGUAGAUGGCAAUAUAAAACCCCAACUGCGAAACCCAAUCGAUCAGGUAAAUGCCUAUGUUGGCACCUACUUCGAGGUGAAGGUUCCAUCCGAUACGUUCUUUGACAAAGAGGAUGGAACUACCGAUAAGUUGAGACUCACCUUGCGGAAGGGCAACGAUGUGGUCGGAGACGAUUCCUGGAUACAGUUCAAUAGCACAAGCCAGUUGCUCUAUGGAUUACCAGACCAGGAGCAUGAAGGAAAGCAUGAGUAUUUCAUGCAGGCAACUGACAAAGGAGGCCUCUACGCAGUAGAUGCCUUCGAGGUCCGUGUCAAUCGAUGGGGAAACAACGUCAAGCCACCGGUGCUGUUUACCGCUGUGUUUGAAGGGGAUGCACGUACCGUCACCAAUGACAUUCACAAGAAGAUCCUUCUCGUCAAGAAACUGGCUCAAUCAUUCGGAGAUCGCAACAGCAGCACCGUUACUCUGAAGAACAUCAUGAAGGGCUCUAUCAUAGUGGAAUGGACCAACAACAGCCUUCAGCAAAGCCCCUGCCCAAAAGACCAAAUACAGCAGUUGAGCCGAAAAAUCUCUAAUAACGAGGGUAAACCCUCACCGCAAUUCAUGCAUGUUAUGGAACCAGACUUCAAGGCCUUAAAUAUCACCGUCAGAGGCACGGCAAGUUGUCGCAGCUACAUGUUUGUCCCGUUCGGUGAGGUCCUAGAGCCAACAACCUCUCCUGUUACUCCUGCUGUGGGUCCAGGAAGGCAGAGCAACGAUGAUGUGUAUCUUCACACCGUCAUACCGGCAGUGGUGGUGGCAGCUAUUUUGCUGAUAGCCGGAAUAAUUGCCAUGAUCUGCUACCGCAAGAAGCGCAAGGGCAAGCUGACUAUCGAAGACCAAGCGACUUUCAUCAAGAAAGGAGUGCCCAUUAUUUUUGCGGAUGAGCUCGAUGACUCUAAGCCGCCCCCAUCUUCCAGCAUGCCCCUUAUCCUUCAAGAGGAAAAGCCUCCGCUUCCUCCACCAGAGUACCCUAACAUGGCUAGUCCAGAGACAACACCUCUCAACCAGGACCUUUUGGGAGAGUACACACCUUUACACGAUGAUGAUCCCAAUGCCCCUCCCUACCAGCCGCCUCCGCCCUUCUCUGCCCCUAUGGAGGGCAAAGGAUCCCGCCCUAAGAACAUGACCCCGUACAGAUCUCCACCCCCUUACGUGCCACCCUAAUGUUUGCCGAAACCUCCGGAGCAGGAGGAUGGGGAACUUUUGUAGUUCCACACCAGUGUGUUGUUUCUUUGCAUUAUGGGAUUUUUAGAAGGGGGGGAGGGGGUGCUGUUUGGGGUUUGAAUGUGAUGGGAUGAUUUUGUUAAACUGGACUCUUAUGGAGAUGUGGGAGGGCGGGGCAAGUGGAUAGUCUGCAAAGGACAGCAAAAACAACCUCAGCCUCUGACUACUCUGGUUAUUGCUAAACUGUUGGGGAUGUACCCUCCAGUCCUGGCGCUUUUGUGUCUAGAUGGGCUUUUUGACUAAUUAUUGGUUUUGUUUUGAUUUUUUUGGUUUGUUUUUGUUUCACGUUUUUUCAGAAUCAAAACUCCUUGCCUAACAGCACUCUUUCUAUCUUCUGAAUUCGUUAAUCUUGAAUAAUAUAAGCGGACAAUAAAGCUGACUGCAGGUGCGAAAGGUUUCAGAGAAAUUCAAUAACAGAAGGGGAAUAAAAGAAUGGCCUUGAGGGACUUGGACAGCCAUGCAGACAGUUUUGUGGGAUGUCGAUUCAUUAUGGUUUUGCCUUUUAACACGAAAUUAAACUGUUUUUAUUGUUAUUCACAUGUCUAGUUAAAUCACUACAAGAAGAGGUAGCCAAAACGAAAGAUUUGUUUAAUCCACUGUAUAUUUGAACGUUAUGUUAGAUCAUCUUUCAUUUUUAUUAUAUAUAUUUUUAUUUUUUUUUUUUUUUUUUUUUUUUUUUUAAGUUUUACACUGAGAUAAAAACACUAUUUUCCACCCCUCAGUUAUGAAAAACUUAUUAAAUCACUGAGUGAACAUCACGCGGUGUGCGUUCUGACUUGAGACGUGUGCUAUAUGGUUUCUUGCCAGCCAUGUGAAACUUCCGGAGGAGGUAAUCUCACGAGUGAGUCGUCUAUGCAGAUUCUGCCUUUGACCUGACAGGCCGGAGCCCGGUAUUGAUCUCACUUAAUCAUAUUUCCCACAGGCCAUGAAGAAAUCUUGUGAUUUAAUUGGUCGUACAGGUUGACGGGGUCUUUGCAUUCGUAAUUCUCUCAUAAAACAGCAGGAACAGUUCAGCACCCUCAAGUCAAAACCACCAAUAUACUGUUUCACCAGUUAGACACAAGCUACUGACAGUCAUUGAGACAGAUUGCUCAAUUUCAAAGACUUGAUUUAAUCAGAACAAGCUCGGUUUUGGAUGAUUUGUAGUUUCUUUGUUUCUUCCGUUUUCUUUUAUUUUUAUGUUAUGUUUCUUUUUUCUUUUUCUUUUUUUUUAAUAUAUAAAUAUAUAUAUAUUUCAGUGAUGAUUAUGGAGUAUAUGCCUUGGAUCCACUCAAAAUAAUUCAAAAUAAAGACUGAAGUUUUUGAUAAUGGUGACCCAUCCUCUACACAACGGUAUUGUUUAUUAAAUGUCAUGUCAUAAUUAUAUAUUUGCAGUUGAAUGCCAUAUUUUGCCUUGGUGGUAUCGCAGCAAGUGUCUUCUGUACAUAAUAUUCUGCCUGUGGAUAUAACUGUAUUUAUAGUCCAAACGUGUGUAAAUCGGAUAUGGUAAAAAAAGAAAUAGAGAAAAAAAAUAUUACAGUUUGUUUUAGAUGAGGGGUGAUUAUUUUUUAUAUAUAGUGAUGGUUAUAAAAAAAAUCUUUGAGCAAGGCCUGGAAUGGAAGGAGUAUAAAGUACUGGUUUAAUUUUAAAAAAAGCAUCAGAAAACUCCAAAAAAAUAAAAGAAAAGAGUAAGAUUGAUAAAAUCACAAUCUAAUUUUUUACAAAGUUUUUGAUACAGCCUCAAAUUGUUUAUUAAGAACAAUAAAUAUAUAGUGUACUGCAAUUUGUAAAACUUUAGUCUUGGUAAUUGAUUCAUAGCUUUUCCUCAUGAGUCUUUUUUUCUUAAGUGGUUAUCUUUAAGUUUGCUUUCGGCUUAUUGAACAAAAUAGAAAAAGCUAUGUUGUCGGGGGAAAAUGUCUUAUGUUAUACUUUAUUUUUUUCUGAUUUGUCUUUUACGCUCAUUUGUUUUGAGGUUUGAAUUCAAAAGUGACAUUUGCAAUAAUAAAGGUGUGGCGUAGUCACGGCUGGUCGGUACGAGUAGCGUUCGAGAUCUGUGUGAUACCUCCUCAAGUCUGACAACCCCUGACUGAAUUGUUCUGCCACGUAGGAGGUUAAGUAUGGAUGUAUUUUUCGGCGUGAUCGUAACUCGUUUUUUAAUGCUUCCAUUUAGCCUUUAUAGAUUUAUUAGUCAACCAAAAUCCAUGGCGGUUUGAUUUGAUGUUUCAUUUGUACGUACAGUACCAGCGUGUUGGUCUUGCAAAGAUACAGUAGGAUUGAGGUAUGAAUACAUUGCAAAAUGCACUUCAUCAUGGUACGGCAUUUUAAUAUUUUUUUCACAAAAGCAAAGUUGUGUAUUAUUCAUUUUAAACCUUAAAUUUGACUGAAUUUAGUAGGUUUAUACUAGAAACGACUAGUGGUGUGCCAAUGGGGUAAGAAAAAUGGCUAUUAUCAUACGCAAUUUUUCUUCACGAGUAAAUUUAUGUUUUUACAGGAAUACAUUUUUUGCAGUGUACGGCAAAAUCACCAACAGAAUGCAUAAUGUUGUCUAUUUUGUGGCCUUUUCUAAUGGUUUCUUUUGUUUUGGUGUUAUUUAUACAUCAUUUAUGUAGCAAUGAGUCUGUCGCAGUAAAGCUACUGCUUUCUCAUCAGCACAACUUUGAAUAAAUAUUUUAGGUGGAAAAACCAAAGAUGCAGAUUACAAAAUGGCUGUUGUUUGCUAGCGUCGAGUCUGCUGCUUUAGUUCAUGUUGAUUAUUCUUUUAUUCCUUCUUACAGUUUUAAAUAAAAGCAAUGAUGAACGAGUAAAAAUAUGAUACGUUUCUCCUCCGUCCCUUUUAAGAUUUUUUUCCUAAGUCUGUGUAGAAUAUUAACACAUAUAUUCAAUCUAUAUGGUUAUUUUCACAAACCCUAAGCUAAGUAUGAGUUUAAUCCAUCUUAAAAUAUAUUUUUAUUUUUCUGCACAGCCAUGAUGUUUUAUUUGUCAAAUCACUCAGCCUUACGUACAUUUUCAGCCUUUAGAAAACAAUUUGAUUACUGUAUGAAUAUAACUAAUUCUUAAAACUGGACUAUCAGGCUUUUAAGAUUGAUUAAAGAUCAUUAAAUGGGGGAAACGGUCAGUAUGUUUUCUUUCUGUAUGUAUAUGAGUUUUUCUCUUUUUUAUGUUUUUAACAUGUCCAACUUUUUUCAAUGUUACAAAGUGUGCAACCUCAACCUGUAUUGCGAAGACAAGCCGAGUUGGCAAAAGAUUGAACAUUUAAGCAAUGCAUUUCUAAAGGUGCUGAGGUCGACCUUGGGUCCAGGUGUUGGAAAUGACAGUGAUGUGUUGAGCGAGACACCUUUGAGGUCAGAUGCUGCGAAGAAGUGCGACCUAGUAUAGAAUCCGACGCCAACGUAAUGAUGAAAAACACUAUUCAUUCUCUUUCAUGUUCAACAGCGUUGGUUAAUUUAUGCCACCAAACACUGUAUGUUUCAAUCUUGUAUUAAAAAGUGUUCUCACCGGGAA